AGUUCUUUGGUAAAUCGAGCUCCGAUCGAUCGUCGAGUCAUUUCGAUCGAAGUGAAUAGGCCGAAGAAAGUGCAGGCUACGUUCUCGGUACAAAACUUGUGGAAGGAAUCGUCACGAAACGCUGUGCAAUCGAUCGAAAUUCAACGGGAUUUAAUUUAAAUCUCGCCGAUACGUGGACUUUGACAGAACAUUUCACGCUUGGAACAAGAUUCUGGAGCUGCCGAUUAUUUUACCACCACCACCGCUCUCCGCUACUAUCGUGUGUUGCAUUCCUCUACCGCGAGAACGGUCAGUAUUUAUAGCCAACUGCAGGCGUACUUGUGAAUAACAUUCUACGAGAUCUGAAAUAAGCGAUACCUGUGGAGCAUCGGAGUCAUCUCUUUCAUUAAUUGAUACAAUUUGCUACUAAAUUGUCGUGUGUUAUCGAACAAUGAAGUGUGAACAAUAAGCUGUUAGCUAGUUAGCACGAUAGCGAUCACCGGCCAACCGCGCACGUCAGGAAUUACGUAAGGUGCCAAAGGCUAUCGGAUGUAACGUAUAUUGACACGAAACACCGGCAAAUUCACUAUAAAUCAACAUGAAGGUGUUGCUGUCAGUUCUUCUCACAAUUUUGGCUUGCGAUCAAGCCGCUAAUGGUUUACGAAUCCUUGGUCUGUUCCCGCUACACGGCAAAAGUCAUUGGAUCAUGCAAGAGGCACUGAUGAAGGAAUUGGCGAAACGUGGCCAUCAGGUGGACGUGGUCACGCAUUUUCCGCUGAAGAAGCCGAUACCCAAUUAUAAGGACAUCAGUUUAGAAGGCAGUCUUCCAAGUGUUGUGAACAAUAUGUCCGCGGUAGAAGUAUUAAGAUUCCAGACUCCGAAUGUCGCCUACUUAGUUCAAAUGGCUGGAACGCAACUUUGCGAACUGUUGAACCACCCAAAGUUGCAAGAGCUGAUCAAGAACCCACCACAAGAUCCCCCCUAUGAUCUCAUCGUUACAGAGUCGUUCGCAGCACCGUGCUUCCUAGCCUUUGGCCGUCAUCUCAAAGUCCCAAUAAUUGCCACGGUAGCCAGCGUCUUUCACGAUUGGCUCAACGAAGUGUCCGGCAAUCCAGCGAAUCCUGCUUUCGUCCCGAGCUUUUUCUCGACACACAGCAGCAGCAUGAAUUUCAAGGAACGAUUGACAAAUGCCUUUUUAUCCAAUUAUCUCUCCUGGCAAUUUCAUUAUCAUUCAAAUAAACAAGUGGCAAUUGUAAAGGAACAUUUUGGCCUGGACUUGUCGUGUAUCAAGGAUUUAUAUAACGAUAUAGCUGUGUACCUAGUCAAUUCUCAUCAUUCGUUAAACGGAAUCAGACCGAUGACCACUAGCGUGAUCGAGAUCGGCGGUAUGCAUCUCAAGGACGAUAAUCCGCCGUCGCCGGAAGUGCAAAAAUGGUUGGAUGAAAGCAAGGAUGGCUGCAUUUACUUUACGUUCGGUUCCAUGGUAAGAAUCGAAACUUUCCCUAAAGAAACGGUGCAACAAUUUUACGCGGCUUUCGAAAAGAUCGCACCGGUUCGCGUACUGAUGAAGGUAGCGAAAAAAGAAGAUCUGUUACCAGGAUUACCAAAGAACGUCAUGACACAGUCGUGGUUCCCACAAAUCUCCGUUCUCAAGCAUAAAAACAUCCGAGCUUUCAUUACGCACGGCGGGGUCUUUAGUACGCAAGAGGCAAUUUAUACUGCAGUUCCGAUGAUUGGAGUCCCCCUGUUUGGCGAUCAAGCUAUCAACAUUCAAAAUUAUGUCAAUAAGAAGGUGGCCGUUUCGCUUGACAUAAGAAAUAUUACUGAGGCAAAAGUAACUUCGGCAUUAAAUACUAUCCUGAAGGAUCCCUCCUACAGUGAGAAUAUACGAAAACUAUCGAACAAGUUCCUCGAUCGACCACUGAGUGCCAUGGAUACGUCUGUAUAUUGGAUAGAAUACAUCGGAAAAUAUGGAAACGUUCUUCGAUCGCCAGCACUUGAUCUCUAUUGGUGGCAACGGGAACUACUGGACGUUUACGCCUUUAUUUUCGGCAUAAUGGCUGUAGGGCUUUACGUUGUGCUGUUUAUUCUUUGCAAAAUAAAGAAGUGCUUGUGUGGAUCGCGCACUUGCGCAAAGAAGGACAGUGCAGCGAUGAAGUCGAAGAAGAACAAAUGAAAGUAGUGUAUAUAUAAAUGACAUUUCUUUCUGUUUUAGUAAAUUCACACAACAUUCUUCUUCUUAACAUGUACCAAAAAAGUUCCAAAAUAAUUUGCUAAGUAUAACAUUUAAUGUUAUGUAGUCUUUUAUAAGCUACACAUUUUAAUAAAAAAUAAAAAAAUUUUAACAAAA
Messenger RNA from Solenopsis invicta (red fire ant), 2329 nucleotides. RefSeq names its product UDP-glucosyltransferase 2. Gene Ontology annotation, molecular function: UDP-glycosyltransferase activity. Lineage: Eukaryota; Metazoa; Arthropoda; Insecta; Hymenoptera; Formicidae. The record is from RefSeq and is a predicted model, not a curated record. The transcript has 7 exons. The coding region runs from base 578 to 2155 and encodes 525 amino acids.